AACGGCGGGUCGAGCAAUCGAGUCGAACCUAUUCCACUCGCGACUCACGAUUCCGAACGAUCCCAGCUCGUUCUUCUUCCUUCACCCAAUUUUUCAAGUUUUCCCACCAAUCUGACCCUCAAAAACCUAACUUUCCAUCAAUUUCUCCACUUUCGAGCCUAUCAAUCAUCCCAAAUCCAAAUGCGUCUGACCCACAUCGAAGAAUUUUAGAUAGGUCAAUAUUUCUCUAUGCCAUUCGUUUUUUCUAACCCAGAUUCCUAUUUCCUGUUGCCUAACUCUCACUGUGGUAAACACCAACAUCCUCUUUACUAGUGUCAUUGUCGGACCAUGCAACGUUGCAAGAUUAAAGAUAUUGACUUCUGUUAGUGCUGAGAAUACAGCGAGUGAAUCAGACAAGGGUAACAUUCUUAGAUGGUUUAAAUUGACAGCCACAAUGCGUUCCUCUGGACUUGUUGACCCUGGAUGGGAACAUGGCAUGGCUCAAGAUGAGAGGAAGAAAAAGGUUAAAUGCAAUUACUGUGGAAAAAUAGUUAGUGGAGGAAUAUAUAGAUUGAAGCAACAUUUAGCCCGAGUUUCUGGAGAAGUUACUUAUUGUGAUAAGGCUCCAGAGGAUGUAUACAUGAAUAUGAAAGCAAAUAUGGAAGGAAGUCGUUCUAAUAAGAAACCUAGGCAUUCUGAAGAUAUUGGGCAAGCAUAUUUGAAUUUCCAAUCUAAUGAUGAUGAAGAAGAGGUGCAUGUUGGUUAUAGAAGCAAAGGAAAGCAAUUGAUGGGUGACAGGAAUUUAGCUAUGAAGUUGACUCCUCUUCGGUCAUUAGGAUAUGUUGACCCUGGGUGGGAACAUGGUGUUGCUCAGGAUGAGAAAAAGAAAAAGGUGAAAUGCAUUUAUUGCGAGAAAAUAGUUAGUGGUGGUAUCAAUCGGUUUAAACAACAUUUAGCUAGAAUUCCUGGAGAAGUAGCACCUUGUAAACAUGCUCCUGAGGAAGUUUUUCUUAAAAUAAAAGAGAAUAUGAAAUGGCAUCGUACUGGAAGGAGACAGAGACAACCCGAUUCAAAGGACAUGUCACCUUUUGAUCUGCAGUCAGACAAUGAAGAUCAAGACGAUGACCAAAUGGAAGCUGCUCUGCAUCAUAUAAACAAGGAAAGAUUGAUUGAUGGUGAUAGGAGAUUGGGCCAAAAUUUGAGAAAUACAUUCAAGGCGUUGCCUCCCAGUACUGGUUCUGAACCAUUAUUUAAAAGAUCAAGGCUAGAUUCCCUUUUCUUGACUGCUCCCAAGAGUUUGACACCACAUUCUUACAAACAAGUAAGGGUCAGAACAAUGUCAAAUAAAAUAUCCCGCAAGGAAGUUAUUUCUGGAAUUUGCAAAUUCUUUUACCAUGCAGGAGUUCCUCUACAAGCAACAAACUCCUUAUACUUCCAUAAGAUGCUGGAAUUGGUUGGCCAAUAUGGCCAGGGUCUGGUAGCACCUCCAAGCCAAUUAAUAUCUGGUCGGUUUCUGCAAGAGGAAAUUGCAACCAUUAAAACCUACCUGGCUGAUUAUAAGGCGUCCUGGGCAAUCACUGGGUGUUCUAUAAUGGCAGACAGUUGGAGAGACACAGAGGGUAGGAUAUUAAUAAAUUUCUUGGCUUCUGGCCCAAAUGGUGUAUACUUUGUUUCUUCAGUUGAUGCCACUGAAAUAGUUGAAGAUGCUUCGAAUUUGUUUAAGCUGCUGGACAAAGUGGUUGAAGAGAUGGGUGAGGAAAAUGUAGUUCAGGUAAUCACUCCAAUUACUCCUAGCUAUAAAGCUGCUGGAAAUAUGCUUGAAGAGAAAAGAAAGAAAUUAUUCUGGACCCCAUGUGCCACUAGUUGUAUUGAUCAAAUGCUUGAAGAUUUUUUGAAGAUAAGAUGUGUAGCGGAGUGCAUGGAGAAGGGGCAAAAAAUUACAAAGCUCAUUUACAACCAAAUUUGGUUGUUAAAUUUUCUGAAGAGUGAUUUUACACAGGGGAAGGAACUUUUGAGACCGUCUAUUACCCGGUUCGCCUCUAGCUUUGCUACCUUACAAAGUUUGCUGGACCACAGGACUGGUCUUAGAAGAAUGUUUCAAUCAAACAAAUGGAUUUCAUCUCAGUGCUCCAAAUCAUGUGAAGGAAAAGAGGUGGAAAGUAUUGUAUUAAAUGCUACGUUCUGGAAGAAGCUACACUUUGUUAGGAAUUCAGUGGACCCAUUUAUGCAAGUUCUUCAAAAGGUUGAGAGUGGUGACUGCUUGUCAAUGUCAUCUAUAUAUAAUGACAUGUAUAGGGCAAAGCUUGCAAUCAAAACCAUUCAUGGUGACAAUGUACGUAAAUAUGAACCAUUUUGGAGUGUUAUAGAAAGCCAUUGGAACUCGUUGUUCUACCACCCGGUAUAUGUAGCUGCUUACUACUUAAAUCCAUCAUACAGAUAUCGACCCGAUUUUACGGCGCAUACCGAGGGGAUGCGUGGACUUAAUGAGUGCAUCGUUCGGCUGGAGCCAGACAGUGCAAGAAGGAUUUCUGCAUCUAUGCAGAUUUCUGAUUACAACUCUGCUAAAGCUGAUUUUGGAACCGAAUUGGCAAUCAGUACAAGAACCGAGCUUGAUCCAGCUGCAUGGUGGCAACAACAUGGGAUAAGUUGCUUAGAGCUGCAGCGUAUUGCUGUGCGUAUUUUAAGUCAGACGUGCUCAUCUUUUGGUUGUGAGCAUAACUGGAGUAUAUAUGAUCAAUUGUACAGUUUAAGAAAUAAUCGUUUAGCUCAAAAAAGAUUGAAUGACCUCAUCUACGUUCACUACAAUCUGCGUCUUAGAGAACAACAAUUACGAAGAAGGGCUGAAAAUUCAAUCUCCCUCGACAAUGUUCUGUUAGAGCGUUUGCUAGAUGACUGGAUUGUAGACACCGCCGAAAAUGACAUGCUAGAAAAUGAGGAAGUCCUUUACAAUGAAAUCGAACAGGUUGAUGAAUACGAGAAUGAUAUGGUUGAUUAUGAAGGUGUAAAUGGAAAUGCAGAGACUAGGAACGGAUCAGUCGAGCUGGUAACUUUGGCUGAUGCAGAUAUCAAUCCUGUCAAUGCUGGUGUUGCCACUGAUGAUGAUGAUGAAGAUGAUGAGGAUGGCGAUAUAAACUUUUUCGAUGAUGACAUGAGUGAUUAGUCAGUUUGUAGAUCUUCAACUAACACAAGAAGUAAUGGUGGUGAGGCAGCUCUGCCAUAGUUGUGCAAUUAUAUCCCAGCCUCACUAGUUUUGGAAGUUACCACUUGACAUCAACGGGGCGCCCUUACAUGUAAUAUUCUUCGACCCUUCGUCAAAAUGUAACUUGGGCAGGUCAUAGAUGAAUCACUGUUACUUA
Prunus avium (sweet cherry) is the source of this 3335-nucleotide messenger RNA. RefSeq names its product hAT dimerization domain-containing protein. The record is from RefSeq and is a predicted model, not a curated record. Lineage: Eukaryota; Viridiplantae; Streptophyta; Magnoliopsida; Rosales; Rosaceae. Gene Ontology annotation, molecular function: protein dimerization activity; DNA binding.